Messenger RNA from Dipodomys ordii (Ord's kangaroo rat), 1812 nucleotides. RefSeq names its product coiled-coil domain containing 64B (gene Bicdl2). The record is from RefSeq and is a predicted model, not a curated record. The transcript has 9 exons. Lineage: Eukaryota; Metazoa; Chordata; Mammalia; Rodentia; Heteromyidae. Gene Ontology annotation, biological process: vesicle transport along microtubule; Golgi to secretory granule transport. The coding region runs from base 1 to 1512 and encodes 503 amino acids.
AUGAGCUCCCCGGACGCGCGGAGCCGCCGCGGGCCGCUGUCGGGGGGCGCCUCCCCCAGCGCCGAGGACGGCUUCUUCCCCUUCGUGCUGGAGCAGCGGGACUCGUUCCUGGAAGGGGGCGGCCGGGGCCCCGAGGAGCCGGAGGACCUGGCGCUGCAGCUGCAGCAGAAGGAGAAAGACCUGCUGCUGGCCGCCGAGCUGGGCAAGAUGCUGCUGGAGCGCAACGAGGAGCUGCGGCGGCAGCUGGAGGCGCUGAGCGCCCAGCACGCGGAGCGCGAGGAGCGGCUGCAGCAGGAGAACCACGAGCUCCGCCGGGGCCUGGCCGCGCGCGGCGCCGAGUGGGAGGCCCGGGCCGUGGAGCUGGAGGGGGACGUGGAGGCGCUGAGGGCCCAGCUGGGGGAGCAGCGGUCGGAGCAGCAGGACAGCGGGCGCGAGCGCGCAAGGGCCCUGGGCGAGCUCAGCGAGCAGAACCUCCGGCUCAGCCAGCAGCUGGCGCAGGCCUCGCAGACGGAGCAGGAGCUUCAGAGAGAACUCGAUGCCCUCCGAGGGCAGUGCCAGGGGCAGGCCCUGGCUGGGGCGGAGCUGAGGACGCGGCUGGAGAGCCUGCAGGCAGAGAACCAGAUGCUGCAAAGCCGCCGGCAGGACCUGGAGGCCCAGAUCCGAGGCCUGCGCGACGAGGCGGACAGGGACCAGGGCCGGCUGCAGGCCAGCCACGAGGAGCUGCUGCUGCUGAGGCGGGAGAGGAAGGAGAGCAGCCUGGAGCUGGACCGCGCGCGCGCCGAGGCCCGCAGAGGCGCUGGGGCGCUCCGCAGGCUGCAGCGGCGCGUGUCGGAGCUGGAGGAGGAGGCCCGUCUCCAGGACGCCGACGUGUCGGGCGCCUCGCUGCAGUCGGAGCUCGCCCACAGCCUCCACGGCCCCCAGGCCCCGGACGCCGAGGCUUCCGGAGACGGCCAGGCCACCCCGGCCCUGGAUACUCAGGCGGGGUCCAGCCCCCAGACUGCACCCCAGGAAGAGAGCUUGGAACCCCCCAAGAAGCGAGCGCCCUUGAGCCCCGGGGAAAUACUGGAGCAGAAGGAGGCGGAGGUGGCCAGGCUGCAGGAUGAGGUCGCACUGCGGGGCGCAGAGCUGCAGACCCUGCGGGAGGAGCUGCGGCGGCAGAAGGAGCUGCGCGCGCAGGGCGACCUCGGGGAGGCUCUCCGCGGCGCGCUGUCCGACCGGGACGAGGCGGUGAACAAGGCCCUGGAGCUGUCCCUGGAGCUGAGCCGCGUCUCGCUGGAGCGGGACUCGCUGUCCCGGGAGCUGAUGCGCGCCAUCCGCCAGAAGGUGGCGCUGACGCAGGAGCUUGAGGCUUGGCAGGACGACAUGCAGGUGGUGAUCGGUCAGCAGCUGCGCUCCCAGCGCCAGAAGGAGCUGAGCGCCGCGGCCCCACGCCGAGCCACGACCCGCUUCUCGCUGCGCCUGGGCCAGGGGCAGGCCGGUGGCUUCCUUAGUAACCUCUUCCGAAGGACCUGAGGGCUGGACCGCCGUGAUUGCCAGUCCUGGGCUCACGCUAACGGCCGAUGGAGCUACAAGGCGCAGAUGAUUGCCAGGCGGUGCCCUCCCCUCCCCAGGAGGCGGACAGGGGCUCUUUGGGAAGAGGGGCCAGCUUUAGGGCUGAGGCCCAGGUGGGUGGCGGAAGCAGGUGGGGGCAGAGCUAUUUCUCCAAUCUCUAUAGGUCUAUCUUUUGUAAGUACUAAGCCCCUGCUCUGGCCUGCUCUGGGAGUAGGUGUGGGAGUGGGUAUUUAUGUAUAGAUUAAGGUUGGACAGAGUAAU